AUGACCGACCCCGUUAUAAUCGCAUCCGGUCAAACGUUCGAGCGCGCGGAGAUCGAGCGGUGGUUUGGCGAGGGGAAGCGCGUGUGCCCUGUCUCCGGGCAGCACCUCGAAAAUCUCACCGUCGUGCCGAACAACUCCCUCCGCAGCGUCAUCUCCGCGUGGUGCCUCGGCAACGGCAUCAGGCUCGGCGCGGAGGAUCGCACCAACCCUACCGCAGGCCAGCUCGCCGAGCCGAAACGCCGAGCCUCGUUCCACGCCGGCCCGUCGACAUCCUCUCCUUCGAGAUCGUUUUCGAGCAAUGCCGGCCGCGAAGCCCGCCGGCAGUCCAGCGGCUCGUACGAGCAGAGCCCCUCCCCGUCGCCCCGGUGCCCUAUUUGGCCCGUGUCGGCCUCGGUAUCCUCGCAGUCUCCCUCCGCAUCUCCCGCGUACACGUCUGCUAAGAGCACCGGCAGUCCCGGCAUGCGGCGCGACUGGAAUCAAUAUCCCGGGAGGGACGAGUGGAGCGGCCCGCAGCCGCGCCGCGACGAGUGGUCGGGGCCGCAGUCGGUCGAGUUUGCGAUGCAAUCCGGCAUAGCGUCGCAGGCGGCCGUCCCGUCGCAGGCGGCCGUCCCGUCGCAGGCGGCCGUCCCGUCGCAGGCGGCCGUCCCGUCGCAGGCGGAAAUGUCGCACGGUCACGGCGCUGGCUCUCCGGCGCCGCAGGAGAGAGACAGUGGCGGCGGCGGUGGCAGACUGCCGAAUCGCAUGCGACACUCCCUAGGCUCGCAGUCUAUGCGCUACGAUUAUCCCGAGCACGCGUCGCGGUCGCCGCAGUCGCAUUCCCUAAUCUCCUGGGAUCACGACGGGGAUCAAUCGGACCGGCAUCAUCAACCAGGAAUGAAUCCCGCUCUAGCGUACAUGACGCCAAACCAUCCCGUAGCGUCCGUCUACGUCACUAACGCGGCCGGCAGCCCGUCCGUUAGCCGGUUCUCCUCGCGCGACAUGUACCUCACGUUCGCGCGCUCGUCCACCUGCGACUCGAGCUCCAACAGCCGGUCGUUACUCUUAGGCCGGGAGCACGGCACCGCGCCGCCGGAGCGUGAGGGCGCCCCGAGCGAGGGCGGCGCGGGCGAGCGCAUGCUGACUCGCGGCGGAAACCUCGCGGCCGGGCGGAGCCAGAGUCAGAAGGAGCGCGCGCCGGGCGGAAGCAGAGCGGGGAUGGUGCGGACGGAAGAGGAGGAGCACGCGCGGCUGCGCAUUCCGGAGCUCGUGCGCCAGAUGCAGGGCGUGGGCGCGGGGCGGGGAUCGGGGGGCGGCGAGACGCUGCUGGUGCGCGAGCGGCAGCAGGAGGCGGCGGAGGAGCUGCGGAUGAUGGUGAAGGAUUCGCGCGCGAACCGGGAGAGCGUCGUCGCGGCGGGCGGCGGCGUGCUCUCUGCGCUGAUUAAUCUCUUCUGGAGCGAGGACGAGGUGACCGUGGAGCACGCGGUCACUGCGACUCUAAAUCUCUCGUUGACGUCGUCGUCGCACGCGCCGCUGAUUGGCCAGGGCGUCGUGCCCGCCCUCGUCGCGGUGCUCUCGGGCGGCGCCGCCGCGUCGUGCUGCUCGUCGCCCGUCUCGUCGCCGAGCGUCGCAGGGUCCAGGGCGGGGCAGCGCCAGUGGGGGGAGAGUUUCACCGCAGCAGGCGCGGCAGGCGGAAACGAAUUGGAAUACGGCUCGGGAUUGGAGGAGAAAGCCACGGCGGUUCUCGUGAAUAUCGCGAAAACUCCCGCGGGUUGCGCGGCGAUUCAGUUGGCGGGGGGGAUUGCGCCGCUGGUUGAAGCGCUGGAAAGCGGAUCCGCGCGCGGAAAGGAGGAUGCGGUUGCGGCGCUGCUGAUGCUGGCGGAAGACGAGAGCCGGCGGGACGAGAUUCUCGAGGAGGGGGUGAUGCCCACGCUGGUUGCGCUGCAACAGUCCGGCACUCCGCGCUCGCGCGUCAAGGUUCCCAUUCAACUAAACACGUUCUCCCCCCUUCCUCUCCACCGCCCCUUCCCCGUGUUCUGCCGCAUCUGCUUUCAGGCUGCUCGUCUGCUGGCAAUCUUCCGUCGGUCGGUGCGGCGUCUGCCCCAAGUGGGAGACGCCGCUCAGGCAAGGGCAAGGGGGGCAAGGGAGCGGGUGGGACCAGCGGGGGCGGUGGAGGUGGAGGCGGCGGAGGGAGUGGGGGUGGCGGUGGAGGUGGUGGCGGGGGUGGGGGUGCUAGUGGCGGCAGUGGAGGCGGAGGUGGCGGCGGCGGUGGCGGUGGGAGCGGAGGUGGCGGAGGCGGUGGCGGUGGAGGAGGAGGCGGGGGUGGCGGUGGUGGAGGUGGUCGGAGUGGCGCUUCGCAGCGGAGCAGCACUGGAGGUGGUCAGCGCCAGCAGCAGCAGCAGCAGCAGCGUUCUCGCGACGUCCCCAACCCUCAGCAGCUCCUGUGGGGGUACCCACUCCGCCCAGCGCUGCUUUGGCCGCCUGACGGACGCUUGGCGCCAGCAGUUCCCGGAGGCCGCGGAGAUCCCCCGCUGGGGAGAGCUGUCUAAGGCUGGUGUAGCUAUUUUUGAUCUUGACUUUGAUGCUAUCCUUGCUGCUAUGUAUGCUGUGACCAUUAGUGAUGAGGGUGAUUGUUACCGGUGUUUCCCGCCCGACCAGGGCAUUGCGGCUGCUGCUCUAGGUGCCAGUGCGUCUGUGCUCUCAGGUACUGGUGAGGCUGCUCGCUCAGGUACUAGUGAGUCUGCGCUCUCAGGUACUGCGUCGGCCUCUGCCUCCCACACGUUCACCCUUGACUCUGGAGCGUCUCGCUCCUUCUUUCGGGACCGCACCACACUCACGCCGCUUAGUCGGCCGGUUGCGGUGUCCCUGGCUGACCCCUCUGGGGGUCCUGUCCUGUCUCGCUUCUCCACAGUCCUUCCGUGUCCGGCGGCACCCUCUGGCACCCUGUCUGGUCUCUACCUCCCCUCGUUCUCUACGAACUUGGUGAGUGGUGCUGACCUACAGGAUGCGGGAGUCCACCAGUUCACCCCUGCUCGUCAGCGAGUGACGCACUGCACAGAGGCUAGCACAGGCCGUCACCUGGCUACGUUUACACGUCAGCCAGGGUCGAGCCUGUACACACUGACCACUCCUUCUCCUCCAGUUCCUGAGUCUGGUAGGGUCCCUUCGUCAGGCCAGGUGUUUGCUGCAGCGUCCAGGUCUGGUCCUGAGUCUGCCCCCUGUUCGUGUCGUCGCCUGUCUCACGAGACUCUCCUUUGGCACCACCGCCUGGGUCACCCCUCUCUGCUUCGGCUCAGAGGCAUGGCCUCCCGUCUCCUUGUCUCUGGUCUCCCCAGGUCCCUCCCUCCCCUUCCUCAGGGCCCUGGCCCUGCCUGUGUCCCCUGUGUCGAGGGACGCCAGCGUGCUGCCCCUCACUCCUCCCAGUUUCCUCCGACAGAGGCUCCGUUGCAGACGCUUCACAUGGACGUGUGGGGCCCUGCCCGCGUCCGUGGACUCAGUCACGAGCGCUACUUCCUGCUGGUGGUUGACGACUACUCGCGUUACACCGCGGUCUUCCCCUUGCGCAGUAAGGGUGAUGUCACUGAGGUGCUGAUCGACUGGAUCCGCGCAGCUCGUCUCCAGCCCAGGCAGAGCUUUGGCUCGGACUUUGCUGUGUUGCGUCUGCACUCGGACAGAGGCGGAGAGUUCUCCUCUGGCCUUCUGCGUGCCUACUGUCGUGCGCGAGGCAUCCGUCAGACCUUCACGCUUCCGGACUCACCGCAGCAAAAUGGGAUUGCAGAGCGCCGCAUUGGCAUGGUCAUGGACGUCGCUCGUACAUCUAUGAUGCAUGCGGCUGCCCCCCAUUUUCUGUGGCCGUUUGCGGUCAGGUACGCGGCGCAUCAGAUCAACCUCCACCCCAGGGUCUCCAGGCCGGAGACCUCCCCAGCCCUGCUGUGGACGGGGAAGGUUGGCGAUGCGUCGGCGUUCCGGGUCUGGGGAUCUCGGGCGUUUGUCCGCGACUUGUCUGCGGACAAGCUGUCCCCUCGCGCUGCUCCCUCCGUCUUCCUGGGGUUCCCCCCCGACGCCCCUGGGUGGCAGUUCUACCACCCCACCUCUCGCCGUGUUCUGUCCUCCCAGGACGUCACAUUCGAUGAGUCCGUCCCCUUCUACCGCCUCUUCCCCUACCGCACUCCUUCCCUCCCGCCGCCACCGCACUUCCUUGUGCCAGGUCCCCCCCCGGUCGACCCCCUUCCCCCUCAGGGUCCUGCCCCUUCAGGUGUGUCCCAGGUAGAUGCAGUCGAGCCGGUCGAGGUUGCUGGUGACUCAGGUACUGCUGGGGGUGCUGAGCCUGGGGGUGCUGAGCCUGGGGGUGCUGACUCUGGGGGUGCUGAGUCUGGGGGUGCUGAGCCUGGGGGUGCUGAGCCUGGGGGUGCUGAGCCUGGGGGUGCUGCCUCUAGGGGUUCUGAGCCUGGGGGUGCUGACUCUGGGGGUGCUGCGCGCGUGGGUGCUGAGCCUGGGGGUGCUGAGCCUGGGGGUGCUGCGUCUGGAGCUGCUGAGCCUGGAGGUGUGGAGCCUGCGGCCAGUGGACCUCCCCUUGUGGCGUCUGGCGGUGCUGGGCCUGGAGGUUCUCCGGGUGCUUCGUCUCGGCGGGAGCCACUCUCUCCACAGGAGCUGCGUGAGUGGUUUGCUCGCCGCUGGAGGCGUACUGCUGGAGCUGGCGCUUCUUCGGCCGCUGAGGGUGCUUGUGCCGCCGGUCCCGGAGCUGCUGGGCUUGCAGGUCCGCUUGGAGCUGGAGCUGCUGAGGGUGUUGGUUCUGAGACUACUACUGUCCAACCUGGUGGUGGUCUUGCUGCGGGUGCUGCUGGUGCUGCUGGCGGUCCUGCCGCCGGAGGUGCUGUUGGCGCUGGUGCUGCCGGAGGUACUGAGGGUGCUGGUGCUGUCCCUGCUGUGUCUGGUGCCGCCGCGCGCCCUCGGCCGUACUUCGUUCCGCUCCUGCAGCAGGUUCUUGGUCCUUCUCCUCCUGUAGAGUGUCCACCGCCUGUCCUGUCACAGUCACAGUUAGAGCCUGCCUCCCCACUGCCUGCUCCCUCUCCUUACAAUGGUCCUACUGGAGGUCUUACUGAGCGUCGUGAGCCUGCGUCUCGUCCUGCGUCGCCUUUUCGUGCUGCUCGCACUAGUGGUCGCAGUUCGCGUCAGCGUCCUCCUCCUGUCCCUGGCACGCACCGGAUGUCUCUGCGUCCGUCCACUGCUCCUCUGCGUGCCCCUUUGCUCUCUCCUCCUGAGUCCUCUCUUCCUGCGCUUGCCGACCCUGAGUCGGACUCUCUUCGUGCUGCCAGUCCUACUGUCACGCGUCUCCUUGCUACUGUCGUCACUGACCCCUCCUUUGAGUCCACUGCUGCGUCUGCUCUUGUUGCUGAGCUCGUCGACUUUGCUGCUCGCUGUCGUCUAGACUACGCUGCUAGUCUUGUUGCUGAGUCUGCGUCUGUCUGUCCUCCGUCCGUCGGGGGUGAGUGUGCUCUUGGCACGGACGUCCUUGAGGACAGGCAGGAGGAGUUUCAGUGUCUGGCUGCUGCUUCACCUCAUCUCGCGUCUGUACUGCUUGCCCCUGAGGGAGACCCGGAUGCACUAGACAUCCCGACUCCGCGCUCUUACGCGGAGGCCGUAGAGGGUCCCUACUCCUCUCAGUGGCAGGCAGCUAUGGAUGCAGAGAUGGCUUCCUGGAAGUCCACAGGCACCUACGUUGACGCGGUUCCCCCUCCUGGGGCGAACAUCGUCAGUGGGAUGUGGAUCUUCAGGGUGAAGCGGCCGCCGGGCUCUCCACCUGUCUUCAAGGCGCGGUACGUGGCUCGUGGCUUCAGUCAGCGGCAUGGAGUUGACUACUUUCAGACCUUCUCUCCCACCCCGAAGAUGACCACUCUUCGGGUGCUACUGCACAUAGCCGCUCAGCGCGACUACGAGCUCCACUCUCUUGACUUCAGCACUGCUUUCUUGCAGGGUAGCCUGCACGAGGAGAUCUGGCUGCGCCGUCCACCUGGCUUCACUGGGACUUUCCCUCCUGGCACCCAGUGGAGCCUCCGACGGCCAGUCUACGGUCUCCGCCAGGCACCGCGUGAGUGGCACGACACACUGAGGACUACGCUUGCGGCUCUUGGGUUUGCUCCCUCUACUGCUGACCCGUCGUUGUUUCUGCGCACCGACACUUCUCUGCCGCCGUUCUACAUCCUCGUGUACGUCGACGACUUGGUCUUUGACACAGCUGACACUGCUGGACUCGCCUACGUGAAGUCCGAGCUGCAGAAGAGACACACGUGCACAGACCUGGGUGAACUGCGCAGCUACCUUGGCUUGCAGAUCACACGGGACAAAGCACGCCGCACCAUUACCCUGACUCAGUCAGACAUGGUGCAGCAGGUCCUUCAGUGCUUCGGCUUCACGUACUCCUCGCCUCAGGCCACUCCUCUGUCUACUCGCCACUCGCUCUCAGCUCUGCCUUCGAAUGAGUCCGUAGAGUCGAGUGGCCCGUACCCAGAGCUUGUUGGCUGCCUCAUGUACCUGAUGACCUGCACACGACCUGACCUUGCAUACCCUCUUAGCAUCUUGGCACGCUAUGUUGCUCCUGGGAGACACCGACCAGAGCACAUGGCUGCAGCGAAGAGGGUGUUGCGCUACUUGUGCAGUACGUCGGGCAUGGGGCUAGUGCUUGGAGGGCGGAGUCCAGUGGUCCUCACUGGGCACGCGGACGCUUCUUGGGCUGACGACCAGGCUACGCAGCGGUCGUCGCAGGGUUACACCUUCAGUCUUGGUUCCGGCUCUGUUUCGUGGCGGGCUACUCGCUCGUCUUCUGUUCUCGGCUCCAGUUGUGAGGCUGAGAUCUACGCCGGGGCCAUGGCUGCUCAGGAGCUUCGCUGGCUCACCUACCUGCUGACUGACCUUGGAGAGCCGCCUCGUUCUCCUCCAGUGCUGUACGUAGACAACAAGGCCAUGCUGGCCUUGUGUCGAGAGCAGCGCCUGGAGCACAGAACGAAGCACAUUGCUCUCCGCUACUUUCUUGCUCGUGAGUUGCAGCAGCGUGGUCAGUUGCGACUUGCGUACGUGGCCUCUAAGGCCAACACUGCUGAUGUUUUCACCAAGGCACUUCCGCCUUGUGAUCAUCAGCGUUUCUGUACUCAGCUGGGACUUGUCCCAGUCUUGCCUCACUUGCUCACCUCUUGA
Molecule: messenger RNA, 7167 nt
Organism: Closterium sp. NIES-65
Lineage: Eukaryota; Viridiplantae; Streptophyta; Zygnematophyceae; Desmidiales; Closteriaceae
Source: the annotation of a GenBank genome assembly